AAUAUCACUUGUUUCUUCUCAUCUUCUUUCAUCUUAAGCUCCUUCGAUUAAGACAUAUUCACAAUGUCAACUUCUGGAGCUGAUGACGUAUUACACUUGUUGGCUAAGAUGCCAGCCGAUGCAAACCCAUUUCUCGUCAUAGCUGACUUCCUCAAAGCAAGCAUUCAACCUGUCCCAAUACCACGAUGGGCACAAUGGGUACAGCGAUGCAUCCUCAUAGGUUUUUUUCUGAUGUGCUGUCAGUCUUGUCGCCUUAUCUAUAUUCGCAUCAAAACUAAGUCGUUUCGCACCUUUUCUAUCAAUCAAUUGGGGUUGGUUCGCAUCGAUUUGUUAAGUAUCUGCGCCGUUGGUUACUUCGUCUAUAGCCUGCUUACCAUGGCGGACUUGAUCUUUGAUGAGAUCAUCCUGGCCGGCUAUCACGAUCAGUCCGGGGAGAUCAUCUUGUUUGGAGCCAAAUUCUUAGUGAUCCUCGAUUGUUCCUAAGGUCUAUUUUGGGUCUGCGCUUGUCAAGCCGCAUCGCUCGUGAUAGAGUCAUCGCAGAAAAGAAAUAAGCUGCCUGUGGCUCUUUGUUGGGGGAUGAACAUCAUGUUGUUUUCCCUGACCGUGGUACCUAUUCCAAUCGUUUUGGUGGCAUACAUCAAAGCCAACGCAGACUAUGUGGCGGCUACGCGAAUCCUCAGGCCGAUUAUCGACUCACUCUUCAAAGCUUCUGCCUCCUACUCUUCUCAAAAUUACAGUCCAGCCCAAAUCAUGCAAGCGCUGAUUCCGGCGCAACAGGCGCCUGCCCUCUUUCUCUCGUUGUACAAGCCAAACUGGAUCCAGGUCUUAUGAGAGGCAACUCUCAGUUUUACUUCCCACUCUUCAACUUCUCACUUAGAGGGCUAUACAAACGGAGAUUAGCGGGAGAGGGGCUCGAGUCGAUUCCAGGUCUUUCUGCUGAAGAUCAUGAAGAAAAACUGAUCAGCGCUCGUGAGAUAAAUCGGAAAAAGCGGAACAUGCUGGUAUAUCAUGCACUUCUCAGUGUCGUGGGUAUCCUAGUGCAUCUCCCGAUACUUGGCUGGCAAGUCGGCUAUAUAAAAGAUGCCUCACUGCGCUACAAGGACUGGCUCCUUGUCACAAAAUUAGGUCUUCAUGGUCCCUUUGUCAUCGCAGGGAAUAUAACGAUGCUAGUCCACAAUCUUCACUCUGGACUAUUGCUUUCGAAUCAAAAAUCUUGUGCAUCAUCGCACAUGCGAAACACAGAUUCGGGUCAUCUUGAUAGCAGGCAGCGAGAAUGCUCAUCCGAAACCGUAUCAAGAGAUCAUGCUGUAACUUUUGAUUUGAAGCAUUCAAUGGCCUAACAUACAAUAAAAUUUAUCCACCUCUCUUUUUGAAAAAUUUACGCUCACUAAAAUAUCAUGAUGGACGCUAUGGUUGACUUUUUUGGAUCGUAUUCCUCUGGUAAGGUUAUGUACAUAUUGUAUCUAGAGUCAGUAGUCAUAUGUUUUUACUGUACCAUGGCCAGAGAUCAACGGACAACUUCUCACCAGUCGCAAUUUUUUCUCACUUGAAACCCUGGUUGGAUCUAUUUUGCAAAGCGAGAUUAUUGUAAC
Melampsora larici-populina 98AG31 is the source of this 1592-nucleotide messenger RNA. RefSeq lists its product as uncharacterized. Bases 828 to 1340 code for a protein of 170 amino acids. The transcript is spliced from 11 exons. Lineage: Eukaryota; Fungi; Basidiomycota; Pucciniomycetes; Pucciniales; Melampsoraceae. The record is from RefSeq and is a predicted model, not a curated record.